UUGGACAUUUUGGCGUUGUUUUGUAAGAUAUUCACCAAAUGUUCCGUGUUUGUUUCCUAAGGAUUUGUAGGAUAAAGGGCAUUAAAAUACAUGCAAAGCUAUUGUUUAAUAAGAAUUUGAUUAAAUACCUAUGAAUUUUUCAAAAAAGUUAAAUCUACAGAAGAGUAAGUUGUGUAAACAUUAAUAACACCCCUAACAUUAUUGCAAAGAUGUGUGACGAGUAUGAACUGUUUGAGUUUUUGGAAAGUGAUUUCAACGAAUCCAGAAUGGCAAAUAAAAAGAAACGUUUAAGGAACAGAGAAAAUAAUGAUCCUUUUGACUUAGAUGAAAAUGCUUUCAUCAAGGAGUACAGAUUUUUCAAUAAAUUUGGUAUCCCUGGUGUGAUUGGAUGUAUUGAUUGUACCCAUGUUCGCAUAGUAAGGCCUAAUGAGCAUGAAGAUAGAUAUUUCUGUAGAAAGAAAUUCCAUUCUCUAAAUGUUCAGUUGAUUUGUGAUGCGGAUCAACAAAUUCUAAGUGUUGAUGCGAGUCAUCCAGGGUCAUUUCAUGACUCAUUUAUAUGGAGCCACCAUCCUGUAUGUUACCAUUUGGAAAAUUUAGGGUCUGAAGCAACAUGGCUUUUAGGUGACUCUGGGUACUCACAACGAAGAACGAUGAUGACACCUAUUUUGGAUGCAGAACCGUCUGGUUAUAUGUGCUACUUCCGGUGUGUCUACACCGGAAGCAUAUUAUACACAAAAGCAUGUAAAGGCUAG
Amyelois transitella is the source of this 752-nucleotide messenger RNA. Its product is annotated as putative nuclease HARBI1. The coding region runs from base 210 to 752 and encodes 180 amino acids. Lineage: Eukaryota; Metazoa; Arthropoda; Insecta; Lepidoptera; Pyralidae. The record is from RefSeq and is a predicted model, not a curated record. The transcript is spliced from 4 exons.